CGUGGAGCAAAGAGGCAGAGGGGGAAGAAGGGCGACAGAGAGACCAGUAGAGAGCAAGAGAGAGUCCAACUGCUGCCACGGACUGGAAGCAGUUUUUUUUGCAACUGGACUUUAAACAGACACAUACAGAGACAAAGGCCCAAGACAGGAGGUUUAGAGAAGAGAAGGAAGAGAGACUUGCAACCACUUGACUUCAUCAUGCCAUUGUAAAUGAGCUUAACUGAAGGAUUAACUGAAAGAGGAACUGACCUUUGGGAUGUGAAGUGUUUUCUAUAAACCAAGAGAAAAAAAACAAGAAGGACCUGCGGCCACCUGUGACACGGCAGCUCCGAGGUCAAGAUCCUAUCCGUCAAAACGAAACGUAUGAAAGUGACAUUUUGAGCGGGUGGACACCUUUAGGAAAAACAACAAUCCACUGAAACUUUGCAAACACCUUGUGACCUCAACAAGUGGGAGCCUCUCAAGAAUCAAUCAGAAGCUGCCAGACUUUUGUUUUGCCAUUAAGAUGACAUUCGCCAUGCUGCGCACAGCGCCUCCCGCGGGCCGCUUCCUGUAUGGCGACAUCGCACUCCUCUCCGAAGACGAAGAUGAGAACGGCAGCGAGGGCUCGGGCUCCGAGGAGCGCACCACCAACUCCUCCAACUCCGCUGCCUUCCGCCUGUCCUCCUCGUCCCCAUCUGCUUUUCACAUCAAGGUGAACAGGAAGAGGAAGCUGUGCUCGGGCACACCCAACCCCACGCUGUGCCUGGGUUUAGGAGCCAUGGUGGGGAGGCUCGGCCCCCCGGACUUGUCUCCCCCUGUGGAGGGUCGCCAGAGGACCGCAGCCAACGCGCGGGAGAGAGAUCGCACCAAUUCUGUCAACACAGCGUUUACAGCGCUGCGCACACUCAUCCCCACCGAGCCCGCAGACAGGAAGCUGUCGAAGAUCGAGACGCUACGUCUGGCGAGCAGCUACAUCAGUCAUCUGGGCAACGUCCUGCUCCUGGGUGAGGGACUCCACGAUGGACAGCCGUGCCACGCUCCCUCACCACCGUUCUUCCAUGUUAACUCCUCCCCCACCCGAGGAUCUGACCAAUCAACUCAGCCAAAGCACAUCUGUACUUUCUGCCUCAGCAACCAGAGAAAAAUGAACAAAGACAGAGACAGGAAGACGGCCAUCAGAAGUUAACAGUGAGGACACACACCACGAGGAUCAAAUGCUCGUCGCUUCGAGAGCACCUUCAGUGAUUCUUUUUUUACGAUUACUGCAACCUGAAGAUUUACAGACUCGUGAUGCAUUUCAAGACCUUUCGAAGGACGUCCAUGGCACUUCCAGGACUUUUCAAGGAGCUUUAUGAACCAAUUUUUUUCAUUGACUUUUUUUAAUGCUUUAUAUGAACUUUUUUAAUAUUCCAAUAUGAUUGAAACACGUCUGAGAGGUUUAACCAUACUUUUAAAGGGCUUUAGCAUUAUCAACACCAUGAGGAACUUUUCAAAAAACACGUAUAAGAGACAUUUUACUGUACGGACUCAAUGACUGUUUGUUCAGAGUCCAAGGAACUUAUGGCACAUGAUUGAAGAAACACACAAAACCUAUGAAAGGCAGAUUUGUAUUCAAAAGCUGUGUGUUAUUGAUGAGUAAACUGAAAUAUAAAUGUAUAUUUAUGUGACAUAACAUUAUAUAAUGAAACUAUGUUAUUUAACAGGCAUAUGACAUUCUUGACAAAUGAUGAGGAUUGGUUUAAGGUACAAAACGUUGGCUAUUGACUCAGUUCAUGGCAUUACAGAAAAAAUGACAUGCUGGAACUUGUGUGGUAUUGGUUAUUUUUCUAAUAAUCAUUUCUGAAAGUUAAUGCUGGAAAAUAACUCUAGAUGACCAAUAAAUUGUUUUGUAUAUCUGGAA
Messenger RNA from Scophthalmus maximus (turbot), 1882 nucleotides. RefSeq names its product basic helix-loop-helix transcription factor scleraxis-like. Bases 506 to 1168 code for a protein of 220 amino acids. The record is from RefSeq and is a predicted model, not a curated record. Gene Ontology annotation, molecular function: DNA-binding transcription factor activity, RNA polymerase II-specific; RNA polymerase II transcription regulatory region sequence-specific DNA binding; protein dimerization activity. NCBI's taxonomy places the organism in Eukaryota, Metazoa, Chordata, Actinopteri, Pleuronectiformes, Scophthalmidae. Gene Ontology annotation, biological process: regulation of transcription by RNA polymerase II; developmental process. The transcript is spliced from 3 exons.